AUGUCAGACACUGAGACAGGUCCAAGCAAGGAAGUUAUCGCAGAGCGCGAACGCGAAGAGCGUGAACGCAAGGCAAAAGAGGACGCAGAACAAGCCACACUACCCUACAAAUGGACGCAAACGAUUAAAGAUGCCGAUGUGACGAUUCCUGUAGCGGCAAAUAUCAGAGGGCGGGAUUUGCAGGUAGAUUUGAGUAGGACUAAGAUCUUCGUCGGCAUUAAAGGCGGAGAGACGUUUAUCGAUGGAAUGUUCCCACACCCAAUCCGCGUCGACGAAUCGGCCUGGACCCUCGAGCCCACCUCCCAGCCCCCCGGCAAAGAAAUUUCUAUCCACCUCGAUAAAGUUAACCAAAUGGAAUGGUGGCCGCAUAUCGUGACGUCCGCGCCACGCAUUGACGUGUCGAAGAUCACGCCUGAGAAUUCAAAGCUAGGAGAUUUGGACGGUGCGACGAGGAGUAUGGUAGAGAAGAUGAUGUAUGAUCAGCGGCAAAAGGAGAUGGGGAAGCCGACGAGUGAUGAGGAGAAGAAGAUGGAGCUGUUGAGGAAGUUCCAGAAAGAGCAUCCGGAGAUGGACUUUUCCAACGCAAAGAUUGGUUAA
This is a messenger RNA of Blastomyces dermatitidis ER-3, 597 nucleotides long. Its product is annotated as nuclear movement protein nudC. Gene Ontology annotation, cellular component: cytoplasm. The record is from RefSeq and is a predicted model, not a curated record. Bases 1 to 597 code for a protein of 198 amino acids. NCBI's taxonomy places the organism in Eukaryota, Fungi, Ascomycota, Eurotiomycetes, Onygenales, Ajellomycetaceae. The transcript is spliced from 3 exons. Gene Ontology annotation, biological process: protein folding.